GCGAAGUGAAACCGUUCAAUUAGCCGUUGCUCUCUGUGACAGUUUACACAAGUAACAACGGUGAUAAAUUGUGCUAAAGUAACUACACGAAAACGGCAAACUAACGCCAUAGCAUCACUAGUUUUCUACUAAUAAUACUGUUAGUACCACUGCUGCUAAAUGAGCAACCACUAGCAACUAGUUUCCCAGAGCUGCAAGGACGUUCACAUAAAUGCUAGGACUUGACUUAAAGCCUCACACGCUGGCUGAUCAUAUGAUGUUGCUGUAAAGAUCCUGGAGGGGAUCUGCGAAUGGCAGCAGUGGAGCUUCUUACAUACUUCAAGAUCUUCCAUCAAUGGAGCCGUAACAAAUUAUGGUCACUCUUUAUUUAGCAGCAGGGGACAUUUUGUAGCUUUUGCAGCGUCUUUUACCAAAACCCACAAAGACGCUCGACAGCUGAACUGACUGCGAGGCGCUAAUGGAGGAGGAAAACUUGUGCACCUCCUCUCUGCCGGAUAUCACAGAUCCAGUCCUUCAGCAGCUUCUACAAGACUCAUGGCCCUCUAUAGAUCCCCAGAGCAUCAAUGGAGAACAGGAGGCUCUUGUGUCGGGCGAGACGGAGCUGCAAAUGAAUCAGGCGUACGGACCGGGUCAGCUCAAUCUCUCCCCAAAGGCAGAACACAACCCCCCCGAGGAGGCAGAGCAGUGGGAGCAAAUCAUAUGGUCGGCGUGCCCCAUCACCUGUACCAGUCCUCCGCUGUCCUUCGCUACGGUGCAGUGGGACAUGCCCGAUCCGUCCACCGAGACGACUGACAGCAGCUCGGCCAAUGAGCUGGACUCUGAGGUUGUGACGAAUCUAGACUCCACCUCCGAGUCGCUUCACCAGCCUGAAGACAUUAAUGCUGAGCUUUUCAACCAGGAGGACGGGGAGGAACAAGAGGAGUUUGAUUCACAGCUUCUGAAAUCGGAUAUUGAGUCGGCAGGAAAUAAGUCUGAGCCAUGUGAUGCAGCAGAUGUGCAAGAGCCGAAGACACAGGAACAGGAAGGUUCAACACUCGAGCUGUUUGACACCAAUAACGAAAUCCCACUGAAGGCAGACUCAGAAGAAGAGGAGGGACGCUCAGUAGCAUCAGAUCCUGCUGAAACCGAGGACUUAAUCGAUACUGUUGAGGAGAUUCAAGGCUCAGAAGAUGAGGCGGACAGUUUUGUGGUUUUGAAACUAGAAGAGGAACGGGAGGAGCCCGGCAUUCUGCUGACUGGACUGGGAAGCUCUGAGGAAGAACAAACUUCAGCAAAUGGUGUUGAGCCUGAAGGAGAGAACGAGGAGGGCGGCGAGGUCGAAGAAGAAGAGCAGAGUGUGACUGAUGUGUCCUGCAGUGAAGAAAGUGAAGAGGCAGAAAGUGUCAGUAGUCUGGGACAUGUGGAGGAACCUGCGUUGCAAACUGAUGACACUGGACUAACCAUAGAGCCAGAUAAGCUAAUUGAUCUGCAACAGCCAGAGCUUUUGGAGGAAAACCUGCACACAGAGGCUGAGGAGGACUUUGGGACACUGGAACAGUUACAUGAAGAUCUCACAGUUCAGAGUGAACGGCUAGAAAUGUGUGAAGAUGUAGGUCAGGACAUUCCUGAACAGUCAGAUCCUGCAGACAGCAGCGAAGAAGCUUCGAUACAGGAGGCAGAAAAUGCAGAGAGAAUAGAAAACUCACAAGAAACCCUAGAGGGGGCUGAAAAUCAGGAGGAGACAAACUGUUUAGACUGUGACCAAACAAUUUCACAGGACGGAGAGGCUUCACUACCUGAACCCUCUGAGUCUGAGCAACUUGAGAUGACGGAGGAGCCGGAGCAGAUCCCAGCAGAGGAGUCCCAUCAAACGGAGCCGCAGCACUCACAAGACUCUGACCAGUCACCAGAGAUGAAACUGACAGACCAUUCAGCUCAGCCUGAAAAUGCCGAGCAGCCAGAGGAGUCCACUCAGUCGGAGCAGACAGUUUGUGCCGAAGCCGAAGACCCCGGAGUGGCGGAGCAGCGAGAACAGACGGAGCCGUCAGAGCAGAAUGAGCAGUCGCUGCAAACGAGCGACUCGUCUCAGCCGACGGUCUCCGAGGAGCUCGUACAGUCAGACGAGACAAAUGAGUCAGAAGCGACAGAACAGCUGUCUCCUGAGACUGAGGUCACACAGCAGACAGAGGAGUUAAACCAGGUGGACAAACAGGAGGAAGAUGUAGGAGGUCCUGAGGAUGGAGACGUACAAACAGUUGUGGCAAACGGAGAGCAGCCCAAACACUCGGACACAGCUGUGACUCACAUGAACGGAGCCAAGGUGGACAGAGAGAAGGCCGGCCACCUCGCCGAACGGCUGUUUAACCUGGAGGGGAUUCAGCGUGCAGACGUGGUGAAGCACUUAGACAAAGAUAAUGACUUCAGCCGUGCUGUUGGAGAGGAAUACCUGAGAUUCUUUGACUUCACCGGCCAAUCUCUGGAUCAUGCCCUGAGAUCGUUUCUGAAAGUGGUGGUGCUCAUUGGAGAGACCCAGGAGAGGGAGCGUGUGCUGCAACAUUUCUCCUGCCGCUUCCAUCAGUGCAACCCCGACUCCUUUUCCUCCUCAGGCUCCGUGUUGGCUCUGACGUGUGCUUUGAUGCUUCUCAAUACUGACUUGCAUGGACAGCAUGUGGGAAAAUCCAUGUCGUCUUCUAAGUUUGUGUCCAACCUGGACGGGAUGAACGAGGGAGGAAACUUCAGCAAGGAUAUGCUGAAGAGUCUUUACAAUUCCAUAAAGAGUGAAGCACUGGAGUGGGCCGUUGAUGAGGAGGAGCUGAAGAACUCUGUGUUGCUGGAUGAAGACGCAGGUGAAGACGCUCCGCUGCGCUCGAAAGCGAAUCCCUUCCAGGACGUCCCUCACGACAAAACGGCGUCUGUGGUCAAAGAGGGAUUCCUCCAGAGAAAGCUCCACGCCGACAUCGACGGCAAACGCACUCCGUGGGGUAAAAGAGGCUGGAAGACGUUCUACGGUGUGCUGAAGGGAAUGGUCCUCUACCUGCAGAAGAAUGAUUAUCGAAAGGAUCAUCCGACUAACGAGGAAGUGGUGAGCGUGCAUCACUCUCUGGCCGAGCAGGCGGCCGACUACAUCAAGAAGCCGCACGUCUUUCGCCUGCAGACGGCCGACUGGAGGGUUUUCCUCUUCCAGGCCUCGUCCAAAGUGGAGAUGAAUUCGUGGAUCAGUCGCAUCAACCUGGUCUCGGCGCUUCACUCGUCGCCUCCGUUCCCUGCUGCUGUCGGCUCUCAGAGGAGGUUCUGCAGGCCGAUCCUUCCCGCCUCACAGUCUGCUAACACUCUGGAGCAUCAGCUGAAGUCUCACUCUGGAAUGCUGGAGUCCUUUAAGGCGGACCUGUUGUACCAGCAGGAAAACCCACCAGAGGGCAAGAAAGCCAAAUCCAAAGAUCUGGAGGAGCAUCGUGUCAGAUCAGAGUACCUGCAGCACGAAGUGUGUCGCUAUGAGAGCUACAUCCAGGUGCUGGAGGCCUGGAAGAGCGUGAAGACGUCCAGCGACAGCGCGUUGACCACCGCAGACCUGAACCUGUUCGAUAAGGCUGUGUGUGCAGACUCUGUGGGGGAGGAAGAGGAGGAGGAAGGGGCGCUGAAGAAGUCUUACUCCAGCCCUUCUCUGGAGGUGGAGAUGGCCACUCCGACGGUGGUCAAAGUCAGACGCAACAUCUCCGAGAGGCGGACUUAUCGCAGGGUCGUCAUUCCUCGAUUGAAUAAAGAGGCCUGAGGCUGGAGGAGCAGUUUGUGGCGGGUUUUUUUUCUGCUCGGAGAGGCAAAGCAGCCGAGAAAUACCAAAGUCACGCGUGUGAACCGCCUCAGCUCGUUACUGUUUGGUUUUAGAGUUUUUCUGAAUUUUGAUCUUGUGCACUUUUACAAAAAUGAACCUCAGGGAAAACGUAACUCUCAGACUCACAGAGGAGUGACCCUGAACUGCUGGUUGAGUGAAGUAAAAUAUCUGGACCUAAUUUAUUUAGUUUUGCUAGAAUAUUUUGGUCUUUUUUUUAGUUUUCAAAAUAGCAGUAACAUUUACAAUGCUGGACUCAGUGUGAAAAUGUGCCUUUAAACUGUAAACCACAAGAGGAUGCUGUAGUACAAGAUGUCUGAGCGGCAGUCAGUGGAAACAUGUACUGUGUCAGUUUUCUUUAAAAAAAAAUCCCCAUUGCACUUUUAUUUUUUCUCAUGUCGUGUACAAAAUGUUUAUUUGUUGUCUUUGACCAGGAAUGACAUAAAUGUCUCCAAAGUGUUACAUACAGAUGAAGGGUUUCUUGGAAAAAUAAAAUGUUACCGUUUUUGAUUAUUCUGCAUUGUGGGACCGAUGAUGGAGGAAACUGUGUUGUUUUCAGAUGCCGUGUUUAAAUGUCAUCUUUAAUGAGGUGCAAACAACCUGAAUACAAUCAUUAAAACAUUUGCAACACGA
Acanthochromis polyacanthus (spiny chromis) is the source of this 4438-nucleotide messenger RNA. RefSeq names its product PH and SEC7 domain-containing protein 4. Gene Ontology annotation, biological process: regulation of ARF protein signal transduction. Gene Ontology annotation, molecular function: protein binding; guanyl-nucleotide exchange factor activity; phospholipid binding. Lineage: Eukaryota; Metazoa; Chordata; Actinopteri; Pomacentridae. Bases 458 to 3748 code for a protein of 1096 amino acids. The transcript is spliced from 17 exons. The record is from RefSeq and is a predicted model, not a curated record.